Molecule: messenger RNA, 895 nt
Organism: Eruca vesicaria subsp. sativa (arugula)
Lineage: Eukaryota; Viridiplantae; Streptophyta; Magnoliopsida; Brassicales; Brassicaceae
Source: the annotation of a GenBank genome assembly
GUCCUUUCUCUCUAAAGCUUUCUUCAAUCAAGAGAUCAAAAACUUCACAGCAACACAGAGAGAGAGAUAGAAAGCACAUCAUCCAUUAAUCUUCUUCUUCCAAAGAUGUCUUCAGCUCCAACGUCAUCAAACACCACCGACAAUUCUCAGCAAAAACCCCAGGAAAGAAACGGACCACCUCCACGGCGUCGACAGGGGAGAAACCCUCCGCCUCCAACACGUACUCGGUAUCAGCAGACGACUCAGGGGGGCACGCAGGAGAAGAAGAAGCCUGUGUUCGUCAAGGUGGAUCAGCUCAAACCAGGCACGAGUGGUCACACUUUGACUGUUAAAGUCGUGGAACAGAACUCAGUUCCUCAGAAGCCAGGCGUUGCUUCUUCUCACCAAAGACCCGUUAGGAUCGCUGAGUGUCUCGUCGGAGACGAGACUGCUUCUAUUCUCUUCACUGCUCGCAACGAUCAAGUGGGCUUGAUGAAGGUAGGAACUACUGUGAAUCUCCGGAAUGCGAAGAUAGAUAUGUUUAAAGGAUCUAUGAGGCUUGCUGUUGAUAAAUGGGGUCGCAUUGAGGUUAUUGAGCCGGCUGACAUUGCUGUGAGAGUGGACAAUAAUUUGUCUCUUGUGGAGUAUGAGCUAGUCAAUGUUGAAGGAUGAUGAUCUCGAACCCUAUGUCUAAUUGGUUAUGUAUCAAGGGCCAGGAUGAGUGUUGGUCAAAUGAACAAGGGUGGGAGUUAUGUUUUGAUCUUAUGAUGUUGCAAGUUUGCUAUUUAUCCACCGGUAGGUUUAUAAUACUGAUCUCAAGUUGUCAAGUUGUGGAUGCUUUUGUAACUCUUCUCUCUGUUUAUGUUUGGUCUUUGAGGCUUGAACAGAGAAGUUAGUGAAAAAGAAUUUGUUAAAG